Messenger RNA from Serendipita indica DSM 11827, 948 nucleotides. NCBI's taxonomy places the organism in Eukaryota, Fungi, Basidiomycota, Agaricomycetes, Sebacinales, Serendipitaceae. The record is from the annotation of a GenBank genome assembly.
AUGUCCGACGCAAAGAACGUCAAAAAGGUCAAGACUCCAAAGGAGUUUGCCAUCGACUUUAUGAUGGGUGGUGUCUCUGCCGCUGUCGCAAAGACCUCCGCAGCUCCCAUCGAGCGUAUCAAGCUCCUCAUCCAAAACCAGGACGAGAUGAUCAAGCAGGGCCGUCUCAGCCACAAGUAUAACGGCAUCAUCGACUGCUUUUCCCGCACCUACCGCGAUGAGGGCCUCGUCUCCCUCUGGAGAGGCAACACUGCCAACGUCAUUCGUUACUUCCCAACCCAGGCCUUGAACUUUGCCUUCAAGGACUACUUCAAGUCGCUCUUCGGCUUCAAGAAGCAAGACGGCUACUGGAAGUGGUUCGCCGGCAACGUCGCCUCUGGUGGUGCUGCUGGUGCCUCGUCGCUCCUCUUCGUCUACUCGCUCGACUAUGCUCGUACCCGUCUUGCCAACGACGCCAAGUCGGCAAAGGGUGGAGGAGAGCGCCAGUUCAAUGGCCUCGUCGAUGUGUACAGGAAGACCCUCAAGUCUGACGGUAUCGCCGGUCUCUACCGUGGCUUCGUCCCCUCGGUCGUUGGUAUCAUUGUCUACCGUGGUCUCUACUUUGGUGUCUACGAUUCGCUCAAGCCAGUCGUUCUCGUUGGUGCUCUCCAGGGAAGCUUCCUCGCUUCCUUCCUUCUCGGCUGGGGUGUUACUAUUGGUGCUGGUCUUGCUUCGUAUCCUCUCGAUACCAUUCGUCGUCGCAUGAUGAUGACCUCGGGUGGUGGUGUCCACUACAAGUCGAUGUUCGAUGCCGGUUCGCAAAUCAUUGCCAAGGAGGGAACCAAGUCGCUCUUCAAGGGUGCUGGUGCCAACAUUCUCCGUGGUGUUGCUGGUGCUGGUGUGCUCUCGCUCUACGACCAGCUCCAGGUCAUCCUGUUCGGCAAGGUCUACAGCGGUGGCUCUGGCUAA